Messenger RNA from Syngnathoides biaculeatus (alligator pipefish), 2722 nucleotides. It is a transcript of the gene e2f7, whose product is annotated as E2F transcription factor 7. Gene Ontology annotation, molecular function: RNA polymerase II cis-regulatory region sequence-specific DNA binding; DNA-binding transcription factor activity, RNA polymerase II-specific. Gene Ontology annotation, cellular component: RNA polymerase II transcription regulator complex. Lineage: Eukaryota; Metazoa; Chordata; Actinopteri; Syngnathiformes; Syngnathidae. The record is from RefSeq and is a predicted model, not a curated record. Gene Ontology annotation, biological process: regulation of transcription by RNA polymerase II.
GCUCGCUUGUCACGUGACGUUGCAACAACCGCGACUCCGAUUGACCAGCAGUCGCCAGAAAGCACGUUUGAGCGAUGCUGCUGCAACGUCCCUGAGGCACUCCAGGCAUUCCCUCCACCCGGGACAGGUUGCUCCCCCCCCCAAAAAAAAAAAAAAAAUGGAAGUGGAAUGUCUUGCUCUAAAGGAUCUCGCAAGUCCAAGGAAAAGUGAAUCAAAGGAAAAUCUAGACACAGUGUGGAGGAAAUCCACCCCGACGAAAUCUACAGAGCCGUGCGUACUUGCGAUGAAGCGGAAAGGCGGCACCCCAGACCCGGGUCACGCCACCCCGAUCAAACACCCCGCCGAUGCCGAGCCCUGGUCGCCCAUGGCCAACCUGAAGAUGCUGAUCCACGCCGCCAGUCCCGACAUCCGAAACCGAGAGAUCGGGAAAGCGCUCUUUCCGCCCGUAGAGAAUGAGUCAGGAAGUGCGGUCACCAUAGACAACGCAAAGUCAGGCGAAAACGCCUGUAAGUUUGAAGCAGUGGAGGAGGAAGACGUGGAGAAGAAGCAGAAGAGCUUGGGUCUGCUGUGCCAGAAUUUCCUGGCUUGCUACCCAGAUUAUGUGCCACCCAACAAGCAAAUCGGGAUCUCCCUGGAUGAGGGAUCGACCAGUUUCGGCCCCCGUCUGCACCCCCUCAAAAAAAUGGAAGUGGAAUGUCAUGCACGUAAGGAUUUUACAAGUCCAAGGAAAAGGGAACAAAAGGAGAAUAUAUUCACAGUGUGGAGAAAAUCCACCCCGACAAAAUCUACAGAGCCGUGCGUACCUGCGACGAAGCGGAAAGCCCGCACCCCAGACCCGGCUCACGUCACCCCGAUCAAACACCCCGCCGAGGCCGAGGCCGACCCCUGGUCGCCCACGGACAACCUGAAGAUGCUGAUCAAAGCCGCCAGUCCCGACAUCCGAAACCACGAGAUCAGAAAAGCGGUCUUUCGGCCCAUCGAGAACGAGUCGGGAAGUGCGCACGUUGCCGUAGAUGCCGUAAAGGCGGCCGAAAAUGCUCGUCAAUUUGAAGCGGCGGAGGAUGAGGAAGAUGGGGAGAAGAAGUGGAGCAGGAAGCGGAAGAGCUUGGGUCUGCUGUGCCAGAAAUUCCUGGCUCUCUACCCGGCCAAUCCACCGCCUGACAAGCAAAUCUGGAUCUCCUUGGAUGAGGUGUCGACCAGUCUAGGGGUGGGGCGGCGGCGAAUCUACGACAUCGUCAACGUGAUGGAGUCGCUCACGAUCACAGCCCGCAUGGCCAAGAACACGUACCUGUGGUACGGCCGCCAGCGCCUGAAGGCCACCCUGCAGGAACUGCAGCGGCUGGGUCACCAGCAGGGCUACCACAGGCACUUGGAGCUCACCGCCAGGGAGGGCGAGCCGAGCCAGGACGACGACGACCGUGCGCCCAGCAACAGGAAAGACAAAUCCCUACGCAUCAUGAGCCAAAAGUUUGUGAUGCUCUUCCUGGUGUCCAAGGACCAGAUCGUCACCUUGGAAGCGGCAGCGAGGGUUCUCAUCGAAAAGAGUCAUGGCUCGUCCAGUCUCAGCAAGUCUAAAACUAAGAUGCGACGCAUCUACGAUAUCACCAACGUGCUGACCAGCUUGGGCCUGAUAAAAAAAGUGCAUAUGCAGGAGGAGCGACGCAGGAGGCCGGCUUUUAAAUGGCUGGGACUGGCCAAUUUUCACAAUCCUGAGGAUCCUGUUGAACUCACCCUACCUGAAUCCCAGGACACCAGCAAGGCUAAAUUUUCAUACCGCACCUCUUUUAACAUCACCCCGACGCCUGUGGCCGUCCACAGGCAGGUCUGCUCGGCGCCAAGCAGCGACAUGCCUCGGGAGCAAGAAUGGACAUCUCGGCCUCUGGGUUUAUCCAGAAAUACUGGAGUCGGCCUGGCGGUCUGCGAGCAGCAGUUUGGAAGCCGCAAUGGAAACCUGCAGCCCACACUGCUGGUGCCCACCCUGCACACAGAACACGUCUUUGCGCUCUCCUCACCCCCCCCCUGCCUGACCUCCGUGCCCGGCCUGCCCCAGGGCUACGCGGUCACGCUGUACAAAUGGCCCAACGUGACAAGCGGGGCCGAGGGGGCCACGGACGUCCCCGCGACGGAGAAUCCGGCGGAGGGGAGGAAGAGACACAGUGAAUCGGUGGGAGGGGAGCAGGCGGUGGCGGUCAAGAGAAGUGCAUCUGGCUUUGAGCAAGGAGAUAAGAAAGCUCAAAGUGAAUCGAACGAGAGUGGCAGCGGCACCCAGACGUCACAUUACUUCUACGUAGCAAACAAUACAGGUCUGAAAGGCCUCAACUUCCUGGUCGCCUACGGACAGCCCCUGGCCCAUCUCCCCAGCGGCACCGUUACACAGCUGCCGCAGCCCUACGUCCUCGUGCCAUCCAGCGCCCCCUCCCACUACCAUUUGCGGGGCACCGACGCCCAGAUGGGCUUCAAUCAAACGGCCCCGCCGGAAGUUGGGCGGAUGUCGUCCGUUACUUCACCUCCCACGCUGGAACAGGACGGCCACGGCGCCUCGGGGGGGGCGCGCAUAGGGCAACCACUCCGCAACCACCGUCCAAAAGAGAUCCCGGCGCCCGCCUUCAGGGCUUUCUUCCAGACUCCGAGCAGCGUGCAGGGUGUCAACGUGGCACCCCCGGCCCGAAAGCGGGUCUCGGCGCAGAAGAGAUUGGAUGUCAGUCAGCCGUCCCCCUGUUAG